CUGCUGUUGCAGACCCUAAGAGCUCUAAGCAGAGGCGCACCAUGCCUUGUGCGGAAGGUGAGCUGUACCUUCAACAGGACAGAACGCCGCAAGACCCUCAUGGCCACGUCUGCCAGGGAGGAUGUGGAGGGCGGCUCCACGGCAAUUGCGGCAGCGUGUUUGACGACAUCGAGACGCACCGUAUAUGCAGCACGUGCGUUACCAGGAUUGGCAAGCGCAAAGCGGCAGCAGCUGACGGUGCUGGGGCGGGACCAUCUAAACGCCAGAAGAACAAGAGCGGUGGGAGCAAGAAGGGGGGUGUUCGUGCGCGCCCGGACAACAACACGAAGCUUGAGAUACUCAAGCUGCUGGAUGCGAAGGUCUCUCAAGUACAGAUUGCAGACCGCUUCGGGUGCUCGGAGCGGUUUGUUAGGACUGGGAAGGCUGACCGGAAGAAGGUGGAGGCUGCGACUCCUGCAGGCGGCGGCACCCAGAAAACCGCGCGCAAGGGAGACUUUCCGGAGGUGGAUGCGAUAGCUCUUUAUCUGCUCGCCAAAGCCCGGAAGGCCAAGAUGCCCGUCACACGCGAUGUCCUUCGAAGCUUCGGCCGUACCGCCAGGACAACCCUGCUGGCUGACACCGCAACUUCUGCAGCAGUAAGGGCGAGGGUCGAGGACUUCAAGGCCGGCGAGAAAUGGACAAAGAACUUCGUGAAGCGCAACAACAUCCAAAGCGUGCGACUUCAUGGCGAGGCUGGUAGCGUCGACAGGGCGGUUAUCAAGGAGGGCAUGGACGAAGAGGAGGGCAGUGGCGAUGACAACACGGGGCCCGAGCGCCGUGCUCCACCUGGUUAUGCUGAGCUGUCGCCUCACUUCAGCGUCCUAGAAGCGGCAGCAGAUGAGAGUUGCAACGGAGACGCGGCGUUCUUCUUAACGAAAGCGAAGACGGCAAUGAUUGCAGCGCAUUCCGCUAAGCGGGUGCGCCAGGCAGACAUGAGAGAGUUUGUUGCUCCUACGGAGUUAGGUGUGUGCAGCUGUUGUAUGUAG
Molecule: messenger RNA, 1025 nt
Organism: Ectocarpus sp. CCAP 1310/34
Lineage: Eukaryota; Phaeophyceae; Ectocarpales; Ectocarpaceae
Source: the annotation of a GenBank genome assembly